AUGCAUAUAAGACAAGUAAUGGAAGUGAAGUGCAAACAUUGUAGGAAAGACCUUUUUGGUAAAGAAUGUAUUUCAUUAUUGACUUCUCAUAAUGAAAUCAAAACAAAUUUUGUGGAUGUAUUUGAAUGUGGUACAAAUGAUUUUGAACCUUGUUCAUAUAUAUCCAUGGAAAAAUUGCCUAAAUGGAUUGAACAAGCCAUAAACCAAGAAUCUUGGACAAAGGGUAGACUUCAUUGUCCUCAUUGUAAUAAUCGUAUAGGUUCAUUUAAUUUUGUAAAUGAAUUAAAAUGUAACUGUAGUAAAUUUAUAGCUCCACCAGUCAAAAUAACUAAUAGUAAAGUAGAUAUUUUGUUUUUAUCUGAAUAA
Molecule: messenger RNA, 366 nt
Organism: Eufriesea mexicana
Lineage: Eukaryota; Metazoa; Arthropoda; Insecta; Hymenoptera; Apidae
Product: E3 ubiquitin-protein ligase RNF180-like
Exons: 3
Coding region: 1-366 (121 amino acids)
Biological process (GO): positive regulation of proteasomal ubiquitin-dependent protein catabolic process; norepinephrine metabolic process; serotonin metabolic process
Cellular component (GO): endoplasmic reticulum membrane
Molecular function (GO): ubiquitin protein ligase activity; ubiquitin conjugating enzyme binding
Source: RefSeq, a predicted model, not a curated record